Messenger RNA from Westerdykella ornata, 3282 nucleotides. Its product is annotated as seven-hairpin glycosidase. The transcript is spliced from 2 exons. Gene Ontology annotation, molecular function: mannosyl-oligosaccharide 1,2-alpha-mannosidase activity; calcium ion binding. Gene Ontology annotation, cellular component: membrane; endoplasmic reticulum. Gene Ontology annotation, biological process: endoplasmic reticulum mannose trimming; carbohydrate metabolic process; mannose trimming involved in glycoprotein ERAD pathway. The record is from RefSeq and is a predicted model, not a curated record. NCBI's taxonomy places the organism in Eukaryota, Fungi, Ascomycota, Dothideomycetes, Pleosporales, Sporormiaceae. Bases 1 to 3282 code for a protein of 1093 amino acids.
AUGACCGAUGACACUAUAUCGGCUCUCCGGCAAGAGACAGUUGAUAUCUUCUACCAUGGGUUCGACAACUACAUGGCCCAUGCCUUUCCCGAGGAUGAACUACAGCCAUUGACUUGCGGGCCUCUCACUCGCGACCGCGCAAACCCUGCUCAUAUUGAGGUCAACGAUGUUCUAGGGAACUACUCCUUGACCCUAAUCGACAGUCUGUCUACGCUCGCAAUCCUAGCAUCCUCGCCUCCGCCAUCGAAGGGUGUCCGAAACAAGCCUCUGCAGGAUUUCCAAGACGGGAUCAAAUCACUCGUGGAACACUACGGAGAUGGGAGCGACGGGCCUACAGCACAAGGAAAACGAGCGAGAGGUUUUGACUUGGAUAGCAAAGUGCAGGUUUUUGAAACCGUCAUCCGGGGCGUUGGUGGUCUGUUGAGCGCCCAUCAAUUUGCGGUGGGCGAUUUGCCUAUUCGAGGAUAUGCCCCCAAGGUUCAGCGGAAAUGGGGGAGAGAAGGGAUUUUCUGGCCCAAUGGGUUCAUAUACGAUGGCCAGCUGCUGCGUCUUGCUACCGACCUGGCGGAGCGGCUCAUGCCGGCCUUCCAGUCACCCACCGGAUUACCGUAUCCGCGCGUGAAUUUGCGUUUUGGAGUGCCAUUUUACGCAAACUCGCCCUACAAUGCAAAUGCGACGAAUGGAUCCGCUGGCACGAACCCUGAAGGUGCAAGUCCGGAGAUAACCGAGACCUGUAGCGCUGGGGCAGGAAGCCUUGUGUUAGAAUUCUCAACCUUGAGCAGGUUGACGGGGGAUCCGCGUUACGAAAGAGCAGCGAAAGCAGCCUUUUGGGCGGUAUGGGAACACAGGAGCAACAUUGGGCUGAUAGGUGCAGGCAUAGACGCUGAAUCUGGGCAAUGGGUAUCUCCGUAUACUGGCAUCGGCGCUGGGAUUGACAGCUUUUUCGAGUACUCGCUCAAGACCCAUAUACUGCUCUCCGGCCUUCCAUAUGACACCCAGCAUGCGGAUCUCGAUUCACCAGACGCUUUCCUCCAAGCAUGGGAAGAUGCCCAUGAAGCCAUUAAAAGACAUGUCUAUCGUGGAGCCGGCUUUCAACAUCCCCAUUAUAUUCAAGUCGAUUUGUACACAGGAGCAUUGCGGGCUUUCUGGAUAGAUAGCUUGAGCGCUUAUUACCAAGGCCUACUUACCCUUGCCGGGGAACUGGAAGAGGCUAUCGAAACGCACUUGCUCUACGCUGCACUGUGGACCAGAUACUCCGCUAUGCCUGAGAGGUGGUCCACUGCAACCGGCAACAUUGAGCAUGGCCUUCGUUGGUGGGGUGGUCGGCCAGAGUUCAUCGAGUCCACAUGGUACCUGUACAGAGCGACUCAAGAUCCUUGGUAUUUGCAUGUGGGAGAAAUGGUUCUCCUAGAUAUCAAGCGCCGAUGCUGGACCAGAUGUGGAUGGGCAGGCUUACAAGAUGUCCGUACCGGCGAGUUGAGCGAUCGCAUGGAGAGCUUCUUCCUUGGGGAAACAGUCAAAUACUUGUUCCUGCUUUUUGACCCAUCCCAUCCCCUGAACCAUUGGGAUGCCCCCUUCGUGUUCACUACAGAAGGCCACCCGUUGAUAAUACCUCAACGCCUAAGGCAAUCGAAAUCCGGGCAACGUCAACCGCUGUCAGAAACGCGUCCUGUUCCAGGCAUUUGUUCUGUUCCGCCUGCUGCUGUUCCGCUAAGCGGAUCGGCUGUUGCUGCACGAAAGGAUAUAUUUCAUGCGGCAAGCCUAGCUAGACUUCAUCUGAUGCCGACUGCGAAGUCUGCGGAGUCGUCUUUCAUCGAGAAGACCGAAGGGCAUCCCAGUUUGUGGGGGAUACCAUCUCCUUCAAAUUACACAUACUUUCCGUGGACGCUACCUGUGGAUCUUAUUCCCUCGAAUGCGACGAGUUCAGCUAUGACUCUACGGACCACCUUCGACCUUUCCUUUCCGAAUAUGCCUGAGACACUACAAACAGGCGGGUUCCAGCGUGUCCAGGAGGGCAUUCUGGUCAACUCCAUGAGCGGGCUUCGCCUCGGUAUGGUCCGUGAACCAGACAUCUUCUCUUCGAACAAUGCGGUCGCAUUCGACGAGCAUUUUCGCAUCUACGCUGUUUCUAAUAUUCCACUAGGGCGGGACGAAAAGGUAUAUAUGUCCCGCUCUACCAUCGACAGCUUUAACCCUCUGGACCCUUUUUUCACGCGUAUCCGUGAUGCCCAAACCGUGGAUCUCGUCAUCGAUGCCCCGUCUCCUCCGUCAGCUGCACCGUCAUCGAGCAGCCUUGCCAACGUCGUUGAGGAUAUCCUAGGUGAUGGUAGUAACCUGUCCCGUUUCGAGGCGAUGGAGAGCUAUGAGUUUGAAGUGGAUCCGCAAGCAUUGGCCACCGAGCCGUCGUACCUUUCAUCGCUACUCGCCUCGUUGCAAUCACUCAUAUCCGCCCCUGCCCCUUCAUCCACAAAGCCACCCUUGUCGUCCUCGUCUGCAUCCCUAGCAUCUGAAAGCAAGCGACAUGUUGUUCCCGGAACGCUUCCCACAGGACCUGGUGCGGCCCCUCUACCAGACGUAGAAGAUGCGCAACUCUCAUACAGCACUUCUGAUAAGCUAAGCUGGUGGUCUGUCUAUGUCCACGAAGGGACUUUGUGUGAAGACCGUCUUCCACCCGACAUUCCACGGAAUCAUCAAAUCGUUGUGAUUCCUCGUGGCGGCUGCUCGUUCUCUAAGAAGCUACGCAAUAUUCCACCUUUCCCGCCAAAGCGAACUUCCCUACAGCUAGUUGUUGUAGUCAGUUAUCCUGAACACGAUCAUCCGAGCUUCUAUCAGUCUAAUGCGAGCAAUCAACAACACAUGCAAGACAACACUUAUUCCGAACAACCCAUUCAAAACGAUGUUGAGCAAUUGGGCGGAGAAGUACAUGUCUUAGAGUCCGAUGGGGGUACUGGACACAACGAACCGGAUCCAGAAGCACAUGCACCUCUACCCAGGCCUUCCGGAGCGAAAGUUGCCUCAAGCAAAUCACGACAUGGUGCGGGAUCUCAGCAAGCCCAGCCAAAAUCCGAUCAUCACCAACAUUUCGGCUUGGUGCAGCCCCUGCUCGACGAGAUUCAGUACACUCCUGCAGGUCUCCCACGCCCGAACCCCAUACCUCUGAUCAUGGUCGGUGGUGGUGACGAGACCAUUGCUUUGCUGAGGAGGUCCCAGGGCGUGGGUAUUAGGAGACGAUACUUCUUUUCAAGUCAAGGAGUGAAGAUUGGGAAUCUUAUCGUUCUAUGA